Messenger RNA from Erinaceus europaeus (western European hedgehog), 952 nucleotides. RefSeq names its product translocase of inner mitochondrial membrane 29 (gene TIMM29). Gene Ontology annotation, cellular component: TIM22 mitochondrial import inner membrane insertion complex. NCBI's taxonomy places the organism in Eukaryota, Metazoa, Chordata, Mammalia, Eulipotyphla, Erinaceidae. The record is from RefSeq and is a predicted model, not a curated record. Gene Ontology annotation, biological process: protein insertion into mitochondrial inner membrane.
GCGGACCGGAAGAAGAUGGCGGCGGCCGCGCUCAAGCGGUUUUGGUCCCGCGGCCGCGGCGAAAGCGGGGAGACGGCGGCCAAGCCCGGGGUGUGGGCGCGGCUGGGCACUUGGGCCGGCGCGCUGCUGCGGGACUACAGCGAGGCGUGCGGGGACGCGGUGGCCGCGGCGCGGGCGAGACCGGGCCGGGCGGCCGUGUACGCGGGGCUGCUGGGCGGCGCGGCCGGCUGCUGGGCGCUGGCCCCCGGCGAGGCGGCCUUCGAGGAGGCGCUGCUGGACGCGUCGGGCCGGCUGCUGCUGCUGGCGCCCGCCACCCGGAGCCGGACCGCCGAGGACUUCGUGCAGCGGCUGCUGUGGCUGCGGGGCGCCGGGCGCCUCCGCCACGUCCACCUGGGCGUGUGCUCGCUGGUGUACGAGGCGCCCUUCGACGCCCAGGCCAGCCUGUACCAAGCCCGCUGCCGCCACCUGCAGCCCCGCUGGAGCGACUUCCCGGGCCGCGUCCUGGACGUGGGCUUCGCGGGCCGCUGGUGGCGCCUGGGCCGCCGCAUGCGCGACUGCGACGUCAACGACACCGAGUUCCAGCACCUGCCGCCCCACCUGCGCGCCCUGGGGCCCCGCCAGCUGCGCUCCGAGGCCAACGAGCGGCUCUUCGACCAGAAGUACCAGCCCGUGGUGCUGACCGACGACCAGGUGGACCAGGCCCUCUGGGAGGAGCAGGUCCUGCAGAAGGAGAAGAAGGACCAGCUGAUUCUCAGCCAGGCCGCCUCGCUGGUUCAGGCCGGGGGGGCCCAGGUGCACCCCACCACCCCCACCAGCCCUACACAUACUCCCCCCCCACACACACACUCACUUCGCACUGAUUCAGCGACACCUUGACGGACUCGACUUUCCUCCGCUCUGCCCGGGUCCGAAGUGAGGCGUGUCUGUAAAUAAAGCCGCCCUCCGCACCAAA